GUGUCGGAGGCCCUCCAUCAAGUGGAGGAGCUCCGGUCUCAGACGGCGCCCUGCCCCAACGGGAGCAGGAUCGUUCUCCUCAAGCCCAUGAAUCUGAGCUCCCAUAUAUUCUUCCCCGUGUUCGCCGACGUCGUGAACAAAACCGUCCAGAUGGCCAACACGAUCAGCGACCUGCUGCUGUUCACCGACAAAUCGCCGGAGUUCUUCUUGGAUCUGUUCUUCGUCAUGACGCAGUCUCUCGUGGAGUCGGGGACCCAGGUCCGGGGUUGCGCCAUAGCGGUCAACCUGAUGACAGGGGCUGGUCCCAUGACGUCGGCAAAACCCCAACCGUCCGCGGAUCCUUCCCUUGGGCCGGAGACCCCGAAAAACGCCACGGCGUCGUACAGGGAGUCCUUGUUCCCAUACGCGUACCGGACGCAGGCCGGCGAGGUUGUCGUCACCGACCUGUCCAAGGUCUACCGUUUCAACCGCACCAACUGGUACUCGCACCACGUCAACAGGUCCGCCGACGGCCUCCUGAAAGCGCGGGACCGGAUCUUCACCGACAAAACAGAUGUCGGCGUGCUGUCGCCGUACCUUGGCAAGUGGAGCAAGGUCGUGUCGGUGGCGCCCGAGGACGGGUUCUGGGCCAAACCGUACUACGACUGCCUGCUGGAGAACUGGGUCAUCCAGUACUCGGUUCCUUUCUACCAGCAGAAAGGAAGCAGACCAGAAUUUAAGUGA
Molecule: messenger RNA, 723 nt
Organism: Lymnaea stagnalis (great pond snail)
Lineage: Eukaryota; Metazoa; Mollusca; Gastropoda; Lymnaeidae
Source: the annotation of a GenBank genome assembly